Molecule: messenger RNA, 3519 nt
Organism: Ixodes scapularis (black-legged tick)
Lineage: Eukaryota; Metazoa; Arthropoda; Arachnida; Ixodida; Ixodidae
Gene: RtGEF
Product: rho guanine nucleotide exchange factor 7
Exons: 18
Coding region: 262-2238 (658 amino acids)
Molecular function (GO): guanyl-nucleotide exchange factor activity; protein binding
Source: RefSeq, a predicted model, not a curated record
AUCAUCAAACAUCACCAACUCGAUCACCGUUUGCUUCUCUGCCUCUGCUGUUUCGUGUGCUGUUGUGGUGUUGUGAGCUCGGGUGUGUUUUGUGUAGUGCCGUAACCGAGCCGUUGUUGUUGUUUCGCGAAUUCUAGUGCUAUCUUGAAACGCAGACCGACCCAACUGGUGUCCGCGGCCUACCCUGCACACUUCCGCGCGAAGUGACCCGCUUCGGCAGCCAGGAGAACAUCGAGCGAACUAUGAUUCUGACAAGUUGACAUGGCGUCCGAGCUGGCACCGAGGCUUGUUCGAGCGAUCCACAAUUUCAAGGGCAAAAAUAAUGACGAGCUCUGCUUCAAGAAGGGGGACAUCCUGACAGUUACCCAGGCCUUGGAAGGGGGCUGGUGGGAGGGCACCCUGGAUGGCAACACAGGCUGGUUUCCCAGCAACUACGUCAAGGAACACAGGCCCGAUGCAUCUAAAGUAACCAGCGCACAACCCAAGGCCGUGGACCUCUCCCUCAGCUCGCGGCACAACAGCAUGAAGCUCUACCGGAGCAUGGUGUUCAAGGACAUCUUUGACACGGAGGCAAACCACCUGCACGAGCUCAAGAGCCUUUUCUCUGGCUAUCUGCAGCCGCUGGAGCAGGCCAAGCUACUGAGUGAGCAGGACUUCAACCAACUGGUGGGCAACCUGUCAGUGGUGCUCGAGGUUCACUCGGACCUGUUGCUUGCCCUGGUUGCAGUCAAGGAGCAGGACGGUCGUGAGCAGCGUGUGGGGGGGGCCUUCCUCCAGCUGGCCCCCCGCAUGAAGGCGGCGCAGCUCGACUACUGCGCCAACCACCCCCGGGCCGUGCAGUUGCUGGACAGUCUCAAGGACACCCUAAGUCGAUGGCUUGAGCAGCAGUCUCCACCAGGCAGUUUGCUGGCACUGACGGUGGGGUUGAGUCAGCCGUUUCGUCGUCUGGACAAGUAUCCCGCCCUUCUGACGGAACUCCAGAGGCACACCGAGGAAAGCCACCUGGACAGGGGGGACACGCAGCGGAGCGUCUUUGUCUACAAGGAAAUGGCGGCAAGCUGCUCUGCGAUGCGUCGCCAGAAGGAGCUGGAACUGGAGGUUCUAGCAGGCACUGUGGAUGGCUGUGAUGGCGAGGAGCUACAGUCGCUGGGAGAACUGCAGCACGUGGGUCCCGUAAUACUCGUGUCGGGCGACGACCGCAGAGACCGUUACCUGGCCCUCUUCCACUCCUGCCUGGUCCAGCUCUCUCUGGCCAACGGACGCUUCUCCUAUCAGGGCCACUUUCCCGUACCUGGGCUUGUCUUGGCUCCGGCUCAAGAUCCAGCCGAGGGUUGUGCCUUUGAUAUCCAGGGUCCCACGCUGUCUCGGACCACGGUGCUGUGCCGCAGCGCGGAGGAGGCGUCGCAAUGGAAGGCCAAGCUCGGCCCCCCAGGGCCAGCCCCACCUGCGCCCAGUCCCACUCGGAGGGCGCUGACACCCGUGCCUGCUCACCCGACGGCUGCUCACCCGACGGCUGCUCACCCGACGGCUGCUCACCCGACGGCUGCUCACCCGACGGUUGCUCACCCGACGGCUGUUCACCCGACGGCUGUUCACCCGACCGCUGCUCACCUGACGCCGGCUCACCCGACGCCGCUCGUGGCUCCCGUCCCCAGGGUGGACGUCGUCCGACCUCCAAUAGAGGAUCGCAUCAGGCCCCCGGCCUCCGAGAGCGUCCCGUCGGCACCCCCGGCGCCCGGCCCGGUGUGGUGCCUGAGGCCACACCCACCCCUGCGGCCGUGCCCACCCUCCAAGACACGCCCCCACGUGGUGCUGCGCAGGCAGAGGCAGCGGAGGCCGGGCGUGCCUCGUGCUUCGCAAGGUCCCCAGGGGGACGGGGCGCCCCACGUGGAAGACAUGCAGCUGCUCCAGGUGAUCGAGGCCUACUGCUACAGCACCACUCGCACCAGGCACACGGUGAACUCGGCCCUCCUGGACUGCCCACAGGUGAUCGUGGCAGAAGACGAGAAGAUCAUCGUGGAAGACACCCGGGGAAAAAUGCCUGUCCUGGAGGAGAGGAGUCUCGUGGACACAGUCUAUGCCCUCAGGGAUCAGGUCAAAGAACUAAGAAACGAAACGAGCCAGCUGACAAGGGCAUUAGACGAGGAGCGGCAAGCAAGACAUCGUCUGGAGGCCUUGCUGCGACAGCACCUGCUGCUCGGAGCCUGCGACCAGUCGUUGGUCAUCUCAGAAGCCUGAACGUCCGAUGGCCGUUGCAGCCACGCUGCCAGGCCCGUCGCCAACGCCCGAUAGAGUCGCAGCGCGCUCUCAGAACACCGUGUUCCGUCGUGGCCGCCGAGAAUGUGGAUAGAAUUCACCGAUUGGCUCGCUGCGGUGCUGCCAUUUUCAAUUCGGAUGGACUAGAGUUGCUAGAAAAAUGUGCUCGAAGUAUUGGCACUUUUUUCACCCCCUGCCCGACGCCGGCACAAUGUUUGUUCGUCCAUUCGCAUUGUACGACAUCUGUUCAAGUGCCAGCGGGUCAUGGCCGCCGCCAUUUUGGUGUAUAGAGCCGCCCGCGACAGUUAUUGUUUUAAAAUGUGACUUUUUAACAUUACGUACGGCAUUCGAUAGUCACGUUAGGUCAUCACGUGAGGCGUUGUACCUCACGGUGUUAGAUCAUCAUUUGUGAAGCACGUUGGCAAAAGCUGGUGACGACUGGCAAUUAUUGAUUCUAUGGACUAAUAUAACCAAGGUGUUGUCACUCCAAAGCGUAACUUGUUUAGUGGCCCUUAGAUAGUCAUCGUACGGGCGCGCAGUCGUGGGAUUAUUACAUCGCGGUGCACAUUAAAUUAAAGACUUGAUUGGCAGCUAUACCGCACUGGUCAAAUUAACCAUCUACAGCAAAGAUCCCAAAUGUCGUUUUUAAUGGCCGACUCGCUUCCUGCUGUCGAAAUUUCUGUGUACAACAAAUCUGACUUCUUAAUUUCGCGGCUAUGUUGAUGCUAGCCAAGCUAGACCAAGCCACGAAGCAUUGUACGCCAAUGUCCGAUUACGUGUAAAUACGAAAGAGUCUCACUUAUUUUUAUCCUACCUAGGAGCUUUCUCCUUUUUAUCGAAAACAGAUUUAGUUUUGAUAGUUCGCUUCGACGACGUUGGAGUUUUAGUUCCUAGCUUUCACUACUGAGUAUACGAACGUGUACGCGAGCUUGUACAAAAAAGCCGCGCGGUAGUCCGUGGGGAUCCAGCGAUUUUAGUGUCCGACAAACUGCGGCAUUGUGGCCUUGUCUCCGGAGUGUUGCUCGUCCUUCGAUUUAUGAGGGUGUGUGCGGCGGUUGUCAUAACCAGUGUGGGAAGAUGUGGAACAUUUCUAAUGCGAAAGAAAUCUUAAUGCAAUGAAGGUAGGUAGCGGCCCCACGAGGAGUCAAGGUUGCUUGGGCUCACAGACCUCGACUCUUUGGAGUGCAAAGCUCGUUGCGAGAUUCACAGCGACUCGAAAAUCACGUUAUAAGUUAAUAAAAGUUGACGAAAGGUGCCAAAGCA